UAGUCGCUCGUCAACGUUUAUGGCACAAGGGCUGGCAUUCCAUUCAAUGCUUAGGACUAUAGACAAUAUUCUGAUAAAAUAUUCUCACUUACUCAAGGAUACGUCGAAACGAAAAGAAACGCAACGCAACUAAACUAAACAAUUAUUUUACAGCGUAAUUAAAUUGGUUUAUUGAUUGAAAAUUUCUAAAAUAGUAUAUUUUUUUCAUUUGAUUUGUUUUUUAAACAUGGCUUGUCGUUUAUCAUUUCUAAAAGUCUUGCUUAUCAUAUUAAAUGUGCUACUCUCGCUAAUUGGUGUCUCAUUAAUUGCUUUAUCCGUAUAUGAGUUGAAUAGCUCAACGCCUGGCACAUUCGAACAUAUAGCCAUUAUAGUACAGAUCUUUGUCGGCUCAUUUGUGGUAUUGACAUCGUUUUUGGGCUGUUUUGCUGCUGGUCGCGUUUCCCUAGGCUUGGUCUGGAGUUAUGUCAUUUGCCUAUUGAUCUUGCUCUGCUUGCAAGUGUAUAUCAUAGUGGCGGCUCAUUCCACAAAUUAUGUAGAUCGUGCCAGAAAUGAUUUCUUAGCCCUAUGGUCGGAUCCCAGACGCAGUAGCGAACGAUUGUCCUACAUUGAGCAAAAGUAUUCCUGCUGCGGUCAGGGUGGUCCUCAGGACUAUAUACUUCUGGGUGGUGGCAUUCCAAUUAAUUGCUUUGAAAAUCUGGAACGUCAGCAGAAUAAACUCUUUAGCAAUGGUUGCCUGGAGGCUGUUCAGGCCCAUGCCACCGAUAAUGUAAUCAAUGGACUAAUUAUCAAAUGGCUUCUCCUCAUCGUGGAACUUGCCUCUUUGGGUGCCGCCACAUACUUGGGCAUCACAGUGCGCAACAAAUUGCGUCGCGAGAGAUUCUAAAAAAGGUUUAACCCAACUCCCACUCCCCCACCCCGCAUUAAGCACCACACCAGACAAUUUCUCACUCAGUUAGUUAAUUGUAAUGUAGCAUCACCAAGUUUCAAUUGAGAAAAUAAAUGAUCAGUAACCAAAAAAAAUAAAAACACCUUAAAUUAAUUUGGCCAGAUGGAAAACUAAUUCAACCAUAUACUCGCAAUGACCAGGGAGACAGUAGCGGAUUUAAUAUUAAAUGUGACUAUUAUGGUUUUUUGAUUUGUUUUAGCAAGUAAUUGAAGUAAUACUAAAAUCGGCAAGAUAAUGUUUUUUCCCUGAAAAUUUGAAUUUGUUAAACAAUUUCUUAAGAAAUCAUAACUUUUGGUUUAUUUUGUUAGAAAUAAGUACUUGCUUUAAGGCUUUAUUAUUUUAAAUAAAUUCUAUUAUGACAA
Drosophila willistoni is the source of this 1308-nucleotide messenger RNA. Its product is annotated as protein late bloomer. Bases 227 to 883 code for a protein of 218 amino acids. Gene Ontology annotation, cellular component: membrane. The transcript is spliced from 5 exons. The record is from RefSeq and is a predicted model, not a curated record. Lineage: Eukaryota; Metazoa; Arthropoda; Insecta; Diptera; Drosophilidae.